Messenger RNA from Saprolegnia diclina VS20, 792 nucleotides. RefSeq lists its product as hypothetical. Gene Ontology annotation, cellular component: membrane. The coding region runs from base 1 to 792 and encodes 263 amino acids. NCBI's taxonomy places the organism in Eukaryota, Oomycota, Saprolegniomycetes, Saprolegniales, Saprolegniaceae. The transcript is spliced from 4 exons. The record is from RefSeq and is a predicted model, not a curated record.
AUGCAAGCAGGCUGCGAGCCAACCCUCCACGCAGAGCCCGCGCCGGCGCGCAAGACGCGCACGGUCGUCGUCAUCACCCUAGGCUUCCUCGGCCUCGUCGUCGCCAUCAUCAUCUACUGCACCCUGCCGCGGGCGUCGUGGCAUGACACGGCCAGUUGGCUCCAGACGCACGAAGCCCUCGGUCGGUUUGCCUUUACGCUCGUCUAUGCACUUUGCAUCGUCAUUUGCUGCCCGUCGACGAUCUUUGAUUUGUUUGCUGGCUACACGUUUGGCGUCGGCUGGGGCGCCGUGGUCGCGAUCGCUGGCAAGUUCCUUGGCUCGAUCACGGCCUUUGGUAUCGGGCGCUACCUCAUCCAAGACCGCGUCCGCGCCCACCUCGAUGGCGGUCGACCCAUGUUUCGCGCUUGGGCACUCCUUAUCGAGCACCACGAAAUCCAAUUCGCCGUGCUCAUCCAGCUCGCGUACCUUCCGAUUGCACUCAAAAACUACGGGCUGAGCAUUCUCAACGUGUCGUUUUGGACCUUUGCGCUCUCGACGCUUCUCAUUGGCGGCGCCGAAUCCUACCUCAGCGUCCUCCUCGGCCACUCGACGACCAAGAUGUCGGCGAUUCUCAUUGCCGAUCCCCAAGUGCACUCGCCCGAGUCGCACGCGGCGCAAACGACGCUCGUGCUCGUGGCCGCCGCCGCCAGCGUUGGGCUUGUCAUCUUUGUGAGCUAUCGCGUCCGGUCGUACAUCGAUGCCCUCGCCACCGACGACGAGACCACGUCGCUCUUGGCGCACCAAGUGGUGUAA